Spodoptera exigua (beet armyworm) is the source of this 324-nucleotide messenger RNA. Lineage: Eukaryota; Metazoa; Arthropoda; Insecta; Lepidoptera; Noctuidae. The record is from the annotation of a GenBank genome assembly.
AUGGAGGCAAUCCAGUCAAGUGUUCAAUCACCGAAAGUGAAGAGUAGUGAAGAAAUGAGUGAAGUGAAAAGUGAAGUGUUGGUGAAACUGGAGGAUGAUGGGGAUGAAGUGAUGAGUAAGGGAAGUCAGCGGGAGAACAGGCUGACCAGCAUCAUUGAUCAACUGCGGUGCCAGAGCAAGCUGAAAGAGGAACGGGUUUGCACGGAUGCUGCGGGGUCGCGGGGUGCGGUGCGGCAGGCGCGCGGGGGGCAGGGCGUGAACCCGAGUGAACCCUCGGUAGCACCUGCCGCGUCCGGUCGGCCCGGCUGCUCCACGCAACUCUAA